Synchytrium microbalum is the source of this 1344-nucleotide messenger RNA. RefSeq lists its product as uncharacterized. NCBI's taxonomy places the organism in Eukaryota, Fungi, Chytridiomycota, Chytridiomycetes, Synchytriales, Synchytriaceae. The coding region runs from base 1 to 1344 and encodes 447 amino acids. Gene Ontology annotation, molecular function: flavin adenine dinucleotide binding; oxidoreductase activity, acting on the CH-CH group of donors. The transcript is spliced from 13 exons. The record is from RefSeq and is a predicted model, not a curated record.
AUGGCUACUGCUCAACACAUUUCUCCCGUAGCUGCCCACCAGCGCCCAGGUGCUGUUAUGCACGACAGUGGUGUCAUGCUCAGCGCAAAGGCUGUCAACAUCCUCGCCAAAGUCCAGGCUUUCGUCGAGAACGAAUGUAUCCCUGCUCAGCCCAUCUAUGCAGACCAAUUGAACGCCAUGACCGAUCGUUGGGCUGCAACUCCCCCAAUCGUCGAUGUAUUGCGAGCACGUGCCCGUGAACUCGGCUUAUGGAACAUGUUCUUGACCGAAGAAUACGGUGACUUGGGACAAGGUCUAAGUGUCAUGGAAUACUCUGUCGCCCCAGACACUGGUAACAUGGAACUCAUUGCCAAAUACGGUACCCCCGAACAAAAAGCCAAGUGGUUGAAGCCAUUGAUGGAAGCCCAGAUCAGAUCUGCUUUCACCAUGACUGAGCCCGAUGUUGCCAGUUCCGAUGCUACAAACUUGGCCUUCAAGAUGACCAAGACCUUGGACGGAAAGCACUACGUCCUCAACGGUCGAAAGCACUGGAUUUCUGGAAGCUCAGACCCUCACUGCAAGCUCUACAUCGUCGUCGGAAAGACUGACGAUAUGGGCGGCCGUCACACUUCUCACUCCAUUGUUUUGGUACCAAAGUACCCCAACAAUGACGGAAAAGUCAUCAAGGGUUUAACCACCGUCCGACACUUGAGCGUCUUUGGUUACGAUGAUGCACCUCACGGUCACGAUGAACUCAUCUUCGACAACGUCAUGGUCCCAGUCGAGAACUUGGUCUUGGGCGAAGGUCGUGGGUUUGAAGUUUUACAAGGUCGUUUGGGUGGUGGUCCGUCCUUACCAACUGUCAAUUCUAGUAUGAGAACUUUGGGUGUUGGAGAACGUGCCAUGGAACUCGCAAUCUUGGAAUGUACCAACCCCCAGAAGAAGCCCUUCGGAAAGCUCAAGGGUGAACAAGGAAAGAUUCAAUGGGACUUGUCUGAAGCCAGAAUUGAUCUUGAAAUGUGCAAACGUCUUGUUUACCAUGCUGCUGCUGCCAUGGAUGCUAAAGGCCCCAAGGCUGCUGCCCGUGAAAUCGCUAUGGCUAAGAUCAAGGUCCCACGAUUGGUGUUGGGUCUAAUUGACAGUGCCAUCCAAAUUCACGGAGGUCUUGGUAUCUCCCAAUCCACCGAAUUGGCUUCUAUGUACGCUCACUGCCGUACCCUCCGAUUCGCUGACGGCCCUGACGAAGCACACAGUCAACAAGUUGCCCGUAACGAAUUGGCCAAGGCUGACAAGCUCCGCAUCAAGUACGAGAUGUACCGUCAAAAGACAGCCGAAUACCGUGCCAAGUACUUGGCCAAGAUGUAG